UCCUGUCUGCUGUUUUGUGGCUCUCAUGGCUGGCACCGUGAUUCAACGGGAGUACUGAUAUUCUUUGUCCAGUGGAUACGGCAAUUGUUUUUUUUUUUUUUAAUUUUACUGAUACAGCGACAAAAUGAUGUACUCACCUGAUAAGAUGAUGGGGAGCAAGGGUCUCCAUGGGGCACCCAUAUCGGCACCUGGGUGCUUUCCAUCUGGAAGAUAUUCACCGCCAUCGUAUCGCGCUGCGCCGGAUCAAAUGCCACCACCGCCACCACCGAGAAGGUGCAUGCCAAAUCCACCGAGUCGGAUACUUGAAGAUGCGUCGAUCAUGUGUAAUUCCUGGUCGCCAAGGCAUAAUGGUGACAUUUUUGGGGGAUUAAACAGCGGAAUUCAGGAUGGAUUGCUGUCAAGAGCAGAAGCACUUGCUGCGGAUUUAGGUAAACACAAUGCUGGCACACCAAUGCCACUGAAACAUGAUCCAGUAUCAGUUUAUCAUCAUGGGGCACACAUGGGAAGUCCACACCCCAACAAUCGGCCUCAUCACCAGGUACAAUCACACCUAUUUAUGAGCCAUCCAGGUAUGGAGAGCCUGGACAUGCUGGAUCCAGCGAAUUCAAUGACAACCCUCACCCCGAUGUCAGAGGGUGGUGGAGGUGGUGGAGGUAAUCACCACGGGGGCAUCCACGGUCCAUCGGUCUACGGUGGCAUGAACGGAAUGAUGAGUCAUCAUCAUCACGCAAAUAUCGGAGGUAGUGUACCCCAUCCGCACCAUCAUCCAGCGAUGGCAGCAGCAGCAGCAGCAGCAGCAGCAGCUGGUCUCCAUCCUGAUGCCGAUACAGAUCCACGUGAGCUGGAGGCAUUUGCUGAGAGAUUCAAACAGAGACGCAUUAAACUCGGUGUAACACAGGCCGAUGUCGGCAAAGCCCUGGCAAAUCUCAAACUCCCUGGUGUCGGUGCACUCUCACAAUCAACGAUAUGUCGCUUCGAAUCGCUGACACUAUCCCACAACAACAUGAUCGCCCUGAAACCAAUUCUUCAGGCAUGGCUGGAGGAGGCUGAGGCCCAGGCGAAGAACAAGAGACGCGAUCCUGAUGCACCAUCGGUACUACCUGCUGGUGAAAAGAAACGAAAACGUACCAGCAUUGCAGCACCUGAAAAACGCUCCCUCGAGGCAUUUUUUGCGGUGCAGCCCCGACCCUCUGGUGAAAAAAUAGCGGCAAUAGCGGAGAAACUUGAUCUUAAGAAAAAUGUGGUGAGGGUGUGGUUCUGCAAUCAGCGGCAGAAGCAGAAACGAAUGAAAUUCGCCGCUCAGCAUUGACCCGAGGGUGGCUUGUGACAGCAGAAUUGACUGUAUCCACCACCACAGCCGCCAUCAUCGAAUCUUGAGCCAAAACCCGAGCCCCUCAACGAGUACUCCGGCUGGCCCUGAACAAAUUGUAAUUAAAACUUUAACGAUAAAAUAACCAGACCGAUUAAAAACGCGAUGUGGUGCGUGUGAAAACUGUUGUCAUGAGCACCCAAACAGCAUUAACCAAUUUGCUAGGGCUCAAACGAAUAUUAAAAUAAUAAUAAAAAUAAAUGAGAACAUUGAGUGUAAAGUUGGUGAACAGUUCGGCUAGUGGGGAAGUUAAAAAAAAAUGGAGAAAAGAGUGAUUAUUUUAAAAGUUGUGGUAAAAACAAAAGAGCGGAACAAAAAAAAAAUGACCGACAAGUUUACGAGUUGGUGUUCUUCGUGCUGCGGUGAAAAUACAGAGCAUACGCUCGGGGUAGUUUUGUGAUCGAUCGGACAUAACCCACUUGGAUAGUCUACAGAAGCGGGAAAAAAAAAACUCUUUGAAACCGGAAGUCACGGAGGGACAAUAUUUCCAAGUCCAAACGGAGGAAAAAGAGAUAUGGGUAGACGUCCCAACCGCCCAUACCGUGUACUUCAGUACGAUUUCCCACGCUUCGUGUCUCUUUUACCGGGUAGUUUAUACCAUUUAAAAACAGACGGACGUAUAUAACACAGAAAUAUAGGCAUAUGCGCACACGUGUAUAUAUUACACAAGUAUAGAAAAUAUAAGAGAAAGGGGUGGAGGAGAUAUACACAUGAACCUAGUCACAUUCGCUUGGAAAAAGUACAAUUCGAGGGUUGAGGAGACCGGAGUUGAGAAAAAAAAAAAACAGAGGUAAUAACAAAAUUAAUGAAGGUCAUAAAAAAUUAAUGAUAAUAUUAAACUCAUUAUGUAUUUGUUAUUAGUCAAUGCGUGAGUUACGGUUCACGUGGAAAGUGAUAUUAAUACUAAUGAAUGAGAUUGGUUAAUUAGUGAUGAUUUAAUGGGGAUGCUCGGGUUGAUGAUGAAAUUUGUAUUUCGUGGGGACAAGGGAUUGGUGAAAUUUUAGUGGCUGACACGUGGUGGUGAUAUCGGACAAUCAGUGAGAAGACUGUAUUAUAUCGUAUCGAAAACUAUUCCUUUUUAAAUAGUCACACCCAUCGUUUAUCAUCGCAUUGGUUUUAUUAUCCGGGAGAGAGUAAUUACACGGGUUUUGAGUUAUGCUGUAUGAAUAUGCCUCAUCUUGCUCCUUACGUUUGUUCUCAUUGUCUUCAAUUUAAUGUGGGCCAUUUUGGUGAUUGUAGAAAUUUUAAAAUGAAAAAUCACGAGACGUGCGCAUCCAGCAGGUGACAUAAGAUAACGUGAAUUUAUUAAUCAUGUGACGCAGGAUUUAUUUGUAAGCUGUACAAAUAUAGUGUAAGUGAUUUUUUAGAGGGAUAUCAACUCUAGUCCCGGUGAGAUAAGCCAUUUGUUUUUCUGAACUCGUAGGUGGGAGUGUGGAUGAUUUUUAGUGCAAUAUAGUGUAAUUUAAUACUCUAGGUGAAUUAAAUUAUUUUUUUUUUCUCAUUCAUUUGUCUCACGAGUUUGAUUAAUGGGGAAUUAAUUUGUAAUAGUCAGCUCAAGGAAAUAAUCGAAUGGGGAUUGUUAAUUUUUUUCUAGUCAUUUAUGUUGUGAUAUUUGAAUGAUUAAUUGAUUUUGUUUUAUUUAUUCUGAGACACCAAUUGAUCGGAGAAUUAUUCUGGAUGAUGACAGGUUUUCUGUAGACAUCAAACACAGGGUAACAAGUCAUAUCGCAAUAUAUGCUUUUAAAUAAUUCUUAUUACGUAAGUAUAUAUGUAUAUUGUAUAUAUAUGUAUACUUAUGGAGAUGAUGAGUAAUGGGAGUUGCAAUGUGGCACUGGUUCAACUGAAAUGCAUCAUGAACUUAAAAAUACCCAAGACAAAUUGAAUAAUUAUUGAUUAAGCAAUUGGUGUAUUAUUUAUCCUGAAUUAUUCAGCGAAUAAUCAUUUUAAAAUUCGUACAAUUGACCAAGUACAUGAUGCACCUCGUCGAUCUCACAAGAUAUUCCCGUUGUUUUUGUAACAUAAUUAGACAACUCGUACAGUUCCAUUGAACAAGUAAUUCCAGAUUAUUUCGAUGAUUGUAAAGUUGAGAGAAAUUUCCGGCGUACGUUAAACACAAGUGUUUAAUUUUUUGUGUAAAAAAUUAAAAGAGGGAUAAAACCGCGUUAAGUAAAAAAAAAAACGCAAACUAUAGCUACCUUUAAUUUAAAUGUUUAUACAAGUUAAAUGAAAUAUGAGAAAUACAUAUAAAACAGAACUCUGAAAAUAAAGCCAAAGCCAAAAGAAUUGUUGAAGACUGAGAAUUCCCUCGCGAGUCCAUUUAGUUGAUUAUCUCAUUAAUUUCCCCAACAGCGAGAGAAUUCUCAAUCACUGACCGACGCAUAAGAUCGUAACGAAGACAUAUCAUAAUUAAAACGUGAAAAAAAAAAUGAGAAAAACAAUUACUAGUUAAAUUGCCUGACAAUGUAGAAAUUUAUGUGCGAUUACGUUGCGUGCAAAUUACAGAAGUGAAUAUUGACCGAAAAAAAAAUAUCGAAGGUGAAAUAAAAAUUCUUUUUUCCAUUGAUGAAUGAAAAAAAAAUAUUGCUCGAAUCUGUACAUAUUUGGCUGAUUGUAAAUGUACUUAUUGUAAAUUGUUCUUGUAAAAAAAAAGAAAAAAGCAUUGAUUUGCGAACGGUGAUCUGUCGAUCGCGAGAUAUUGUCUAGUGAAAAUUCAAUUGGGCUUGAAAUAUUUAUAUGAAUCCGUUACCGGGUGUCUGUUACUCUUGACAGAUACGACAUACAUCCGUGUUUGUAUAUUUCUCCUCAAUUGUUCGGAAGCCGCAGUGACAGUCACACAUGAGCAUAUGUAUUUUGUUGGUACGUUAAUAAAAAAUAAAUUACCGAAAAACGGAGAGAAAAACCACAAAUCCCGAGAAACACUUGAAAAUUGCACGCAAUGUAAGACGAUAUGGGGAGGGAUAGGGGGAGGAAGGGGGAGAUGAAUGAGGAAAUCGGGAGGAUUUUGUCUAGGAUCGAGUGAAUGAUUCUCCCCUUUUGUUGUACAUAUCAUGUGCCAUAACUCAUUUUACCAUUAAAGAAAGAAAAAACUUCGUGUCCAACUUUGUUCCA
Fopius arisanus is the source of this 4477-nucleotide messenger RNA. RefSeq names its product abnormal chemosensory protein 6 (gene acj6). NCBI's taxonomy places the organism in Eukaryota, Metazoa, Arthropoda, Insecta, Hymenoptera, Braconidae. Gene Ontology annotation, biological process: regulation of transcription by RNA polymerase II. Gene Ontology annotation, molecular function: RNA polymerase II cis-regulatory region sequence-specific DNA binding; DNA-binding transcription factor activity, RNA polymerase II-specific. The transcript has 4 exons. The coding region runs from base 125 to 1309 and encodes 394 amino acids. The record is from RefSeq and is a predicted model, not a curated record.